GUUUGCUUUGCGCCAACAAUGGCGUCCGAACUCUCGGCGCUGCUCACCUCAUCCAGAAACCUCACCUCUCAUUUAUCGCGCCCGGAGCUACCCUCAAUAAACCUCUCCUUGGACCAGAUCGAGGCCCAGUCACGACGACUGGUUUCUCAACAACCCACCGCUGCAAAUGAAACUGACCGCGCGAACUAUUUGCUUGCCCAAGCACACGUCGAUGCAUCUGCACUAAGCAGCUCCAUUGCUCAUCUCAAUACCACCGCAACUUUUUCGCCACUCCAGCCAUUGCAGGACACAGAUGUUGCGGGUUACUUGCGUCACGCUCACGAGCAAAAUCUCAUCUCGACCAUCGAGGAGGGUCGCCGAGAAACACAGGAGCAGUUCUAUCGCACGCUUGAGGAGCGAAGCAGGCGGGAUUGGGAGGCUAAGAAGAAGCGCGUGUUCGAUGAGUUGGGCGGACGCGUAGGCGGCGACAAUAAAGCUAUGGCCGAACUCAAGAAGAGUUUCCACAGCAAGCCAAGUGUUACACCCAGCCUUACACUCCAAAUGCAAAGCAGGAUGAUGAUUUACGACCGCGUGAUAACGAGUCUGAAUGCUGCUCGUCUCCGUGGCACGUCGUAUCCAAUCGUUCACGCGCUCGCUCGCGCUGCUUACGAGGUUGCAACUGAUCCGCGUUCUGCGCAAAUGUCUCAAAACUUCCAUGUUCUUGCCAAAAUUACAGGUGAACCGCCAGCUCUACCUCCCACGGAGCACGCAAGUGCCCACAUUCUCAACGCCCCGACUUUGGAACGAAAAUAUGCCCGCGUAUACUUGGGCAAUCAAGAAACACGCGAAGCUGCCGCACUCCGUCGGCAGAUCACGAACGGCGCGCGACAGGCACUGGAGGAGCAGUAUUGGGAUGUUUUGGAACGAACAAUUCAGUCACGACCGAAUGAGGCUCAGCUUGGUGGCGAUCCAAGUAUCGCGAACAAAGUGCGAGCGUUCCUUUUUGUGAGGUACUACAAAAAUGGCGAAUGGGAGGAGCGGAUCGAGCUUGUCGCUGGGCAACCCUUAUGGGCACGACUUUUCUUCCUGAUACGAACGGGGCAUUAUCAAGAAGCCUUAGAGGAAGCUCUACGCUUCCAGCAAUCCAUUGAACACAGAGAACCCAGCUUUAUUGGCCACUUCCGAACCUGGAUCGAAUCACCUGAUCGCAGACUGCCAAAGCCCAGCCGGGAUCAUCUUCAAUCCACAUAUAAUGCUCACAUGUUACACUCAUCGACAUCAGAUCCAUUCAAACUGGCAUUAUACAAACUUCUUGGGAAGCUAGAGCCGUCUCGCAGGAGUGUUCCGCACGCGACAUCGACGACAGAAGACUGGCUUUGGUUCCAACUGGCUAUGGUCGACGAAGAUGAAGAUGGUGGGCUCCGGGGUCUUGCAGAGGUCCUCCUCGGGUAUGGUGAACGACAGUUUGAUGGAGCGCCAAACCAGCCAGGGGCCAAACGAGGCGUUUGGGCGGGUGUAUUGCUGAUGUGUGGACAGUUCGAGCGUGCAGUCGCAGCACUCUGGGAACACCAAGAGACCGAAAUUGAAGCGGUCCACCUCGCCAUUGCCCUUGCGUAUCAUGGUCUGCUCCGUGUCCCUUCACGAGCCGAAACAUCAGAUAUGACUCCUUUGUCCCUUUCACCAGCGUCUCCUCCAGCACUCAGUUUAUCGACUCUCAUUUGGCGAUAUGCGAGACAGUUCGUGAAGAUGGAUGCCAAGGAGGCAUUGCAAUACGUUUACUGCGUUGGAUUGGCAGCCGACCAAGGCCCCAUCGGUCAAGAACAAGUUGAAAAUGCAUGGGAACUCGUACGGCGCAUCAUUGUGCUAGGAAACAGCGGUCCUGGAUGGGAGGAACUGGUCGGAGGGUUCCGUCCAGACGGAACACGAUUUAGCGGUAUUAUCGAACAAGGCGCUUCCCUUUUAUCCCUCCGUGAUACGAAGGACUUCAACGAACAGAUCCUCACCCGAGCUGCCCGCAAUUCGGAAGAAAACGAUCGCAUUCCAGAAGCUAUCAAGUUGUACAAUCUUGCGGGCGACUACAAUACGGUCAUUUCAUGCCUAGCCCAGGCGCUGGGUAACACCAUUGCCAUGCCCAGUGCCGACGAAAAGGCCAGGACAGUCGAGCGGACGGCGAAUGAGAUCUUACGCAGUUACGAGCGCACGAAUCGGGCGGUAGGAAGAGACCGCGAGGCGGUUAUUCGGCUGUUGCGGAUACGAGAAGCGAUCGAGGCCAAGCAGGCUGGCAGGCCGGAGAUUGCGCUCGAGAUUAUGGAGUCGACGGAGUUAAUACCUCUGGACGGCGACGUGGCCAGGAUUACGCGAAGGGCCGAGGAGUUCAAAGAGCUGCAUGAAGCGCUACAACGGAAUCUGCAGACAUACCUCCCACUCACGAUGGAUGCGCUGGCGGGUGUCCACCAAAAGAUCAAGUCACAGCUCGCGCCAACAGAUGCGACACGACAGAUGUCGCUGGCCGCUCUCCGCAAGAAGUCGCGGUCGGUGAUGGUCUUUGCGGGCAUCUUGAAGUACCGGAUGUCGCCCGAUGUGUACUCGUAUCUGGCGCGGUUGGACGUCGAGAUUGCUUUGUAA
This is a messenger RNA of Mycena indigotica, 2604 nucleotides long. Its product is annotated as Nucleoporin-interacting protein. NCBI's taxonomy places the organism in Eukaryota, Fungi, Basidiomycota, Agaricomycetes, Agaricales, Mycenaceae. Gene Ontology annotation, biological process: poly(A)+ mRNA export from nucleus; protein import into nucleus. The coding region runs from base 19 to 2604 and encodes 861 amino acids. Gene Ontology annotation, cellular component: nuclear pore. Gene Ontology annotation, molecular function: structural constituent of nuclear pore. The transcript has 11 exons. The record is from RefSeq and is a predicted model, not a curated record.